Messenger RNA from Porites evermanni, 418 nucleotides. The record is from the annotation of a GenBank genome assembly. NCBI's taxonomy places the organism in Eukaryota, Metazoa, Cnidaria, Anthozoa, Scleractinia, Poritidae.
AUGGAUUCUGAACCUGGAUUUAUAUGGACACUGGUUCAGUCGUUUUCCUAGCCUGCGUGGCAGGCGUUCGAAAGGGAAGGGAAGGGAAUUAGGGCACGAGACCACACGCGAGGGAGGAGCCUAAAACUCCCUUUCCCAUCCCUUUCAAAUGCCUGCCACGCAGGCUAUCGUUUUCCUUGGAAAACACUGACAUUUUCAGAGGACAACGAUUCGGAAUAAAUCUUCCAUUGAAUUUUGUCUCCCGGAGUAGUAUGAGUGUUGAGUCCAGCAGCUCUGGCAGUGGAGUCGAUUGGACGAUGUCAGUAGAAUGCCGUUGUUACAGAUGCAAUCUUUGGCUGACCACUCUACACAAUUGCAAGCAACCUGUAACUUGCCCACCUACGGCCUUAAAAAACAGAUUACGCGCGCGCCAAGCUGA